UUGAAAAGAUGCUUUCUAGGCUCGAGGCUCUCUCGCUCUCUAUGAUGUGGGGAGGUGUUUGCCUUUUGUUCUUAAUAUAGGAGCGCUUUAAGCUGGCUUUCUUCCGGGGUGGGCGGGAGGUGCUUUCGGUGAUGGCGGACGAGGAAGGCCAGUUGGAUCUGGAGCCUUGCGCUUCUCGUCUGGAGACGGAAGCCGAGGCUGGUGGUGACAGCGAGCUGCUGGACUGUGGGGUGCCCAUUGAGUCCAAUGGCUACACGCUAUACAGGGAUAGGAAAGAAUGGGCCGAUGUUGAGCCAGUUCCUCAAGAUGAUGGGCCACAUCCUGUAGUUCAGAUUAUCUAUAGUGAAAAAUUUAAAGAUGUAUAUGAUUAUUUCCGAGUGGUUCUGCAACGUGAUGAAAGGAGUGAAAGAGCUUUCCAGUUAACGGGGGAUGCCAUUGAUCUUAAUGCUGCGAACUAUACAGUCUGGCACUUCCGUAGAGUUCUUCUGCAGUCUUUGAAGAAAGACCUACAUGAAGAACUCAGUUAUAUCACAGCUAUCAUUGAAGAUCAACCAAAGAAUUAUCAAGUCUGGCACCACAGACGGGUGUUAGUGGAGUGGCUAAAGGAUCCAUCCCAAGAGCUUGAAUUUAUAGCAGACAUCUUGAACCAGGAUGCCAAGAACUACCAUGCGUGGCAGCACAGACAGUGGGUCAUUCAGGAAUUUAAACUAUGGGAUGAUGAACUGGAUUAUGUUGAACAGCUCUUGAAAGAGGAUGUCAGAAAUAAUUCUGUCUGGAACCAAAGAUACUUUGUAAUUUCAAACACAACUGGUUAUGAUGAUCCUGCUGUUCUAGAGAGAGAAGUCCAGUAUACACUGGAAAUGAUCAGGAUGGUGCCUCAUAAUGAAAGUGCAUGGAACUAUUUGAAAGGGAUUCUGCAAGAUCGUGGCCUUUCAAAAUAUCCAAGACUCUUGGAGCAGCUGCUAGAACUGCAGCCAAGUCACAGUUCUCCAUACCUGAUUGCCUUUUUAGUGGACAUAUAUGAAGACAUGCUAGAAAACCAGUGUGAAAACAAGGAAGAAACUCUCAACAAAGCAUUAGAGUUAUGUGAAAUCCUGGCUAAAGAAAAAGACGUAAUACGGAAGGAGUACUGGAGAUACAUGGGAAGAUCCCUUAAGAGUAAACACAGCCCAAAUGAGGAACAGAACAUACAAAGUGAAAGUGAUCAGCAGUAACUUCACGUUGAGAGGAAAGACUGUUGCAUUCAGCUCUGUGUAUUAUGGAACGUCCGAGGGGGACUGCUAGGCAGACAAUUAAAUAGUGUUAUUUCCCCCUCGUCCCAAAAUACUUUGUAACUAUACAUUACUGAAAAGGUAUUGCUUCUAACCACACCAAGAAUGCAAAGCGUUCUACAUAACAAACUGACCUGUGGUUACUGCUGCUAUACGCGUUAGCUGUGGAGUGGUCCAAAGCACUGUGCGUUUAAAAAACACUUAGUUAUUACUUGAAUUGUACCAAAUAAAGGAAUUGUUUCUUAACAGUAAAUGGAUAAUGCUAUACUAGCAGUUUUAAUGCCCUAAAUCCAUUCCCAGCCUUGACCGCCAUAAAGUUGCCCCUGUUCUCAUACAGCAAGUGCAUGUUAAGAUUCUGAAUGUAUUUGAAUUGGAUUGUAGAGACCUUGUGUACAGUGGAUAUCUAGAGUAACUUAAUUUCAGUUACUGUAAGGAGAGUAUGCAGUUGUAUAUUGGAGCAGCUAUGCAACACUGUUUUCAUUGUACCCAACUAAUGCCAUCAAUAAUUUGUAAUAAAAGUAUAGAUACUUGUAAAAGAA
Pogona vitticeps (central bearded dragon) is the source of this 1810-nucleotide messenger RNA. It is a transcript of the gene FNTA, whose product is annotated as farnesyltransferase, CAAX box, subunit alpha. Gene Ontology annotation, biological process: protein geranylgeranylation; protein farnesylation. Gene Ontology annotation, cellular component: CAAX-protein geranylgeranyltransferase complex; cytoplasm; protein farnesyltransferase complex. The record is from RefSeq and is a predicted model, not a curated record. Lineage: Eukaryota; Metazoa; Chordata; Lepidosauria; Squamata; Agamidae. Gene Ontology annotation, molecular function: CAAX-protein geranylgeranyltransferase activity; protein farnesyltransferase activity.